AUGAAUCUUGAAUUGGCCAAACGUUACUACGGCUACGGUUAUAACACCGGCUGGAACAGAUGGAGAUGGCUUCUCUGGCUUAUCCUCAUUCCAGUGUUUAUUCUAGUGGUUUUCGCUUUCUGUUGUGCUAGGAGAAGAAGAAGAAACAAUGUCGUGUCCAACCAGCCUUACUAUAAGGAGAACUAUGCUCCUAACAAUUACCAGCAGGGGUACCCUGGCGGUGGUGUUCCACCUCCUCCUCCUCCACAGCCUAGUGGUGGGUAUGGUGGAGGGUACCAGCAAGGGUACCAGGCUGGAUAUGGCGGCGGUGGAGCUGGCGGUGGCGACCAGGGCAACAUGGGAUUUAGCAAUGAUUACAAUCUGAACAAUAUGGGAUUCAGUAAUGAUUAUAAUCAGAACUAUGGGCCGCUGGGCGCUGGUGGCAGUGAUGCUCCUGGUGCUCCUCCAGAGUAUGCUCCUCCACUGGAGCCUCCAAAGGGGUAUACUAAGUAA
Molecule: messenger RNA, 492 nt
Organism: Candidozyma haemuli
Lineage: Eukaryota; Fungi; Ascomycota; Pichiomycetes; Serinales; Metschnikowiaceae
Exons: 1
Coding region: 1-492 (163 amino acids)
Source: RefSeq, a predicted model, not a curated record